AUGAGUACCUCUUAUAAAGAUUACAAGUUUGUCGACGUAUUCACUCGACUUAAUAAUUUUUCAAAAGAGAGUAAUGUGUCCGUCACGACUCAUCCUCAGCAUGAGGAGACUGAGGAACAAGGCGCCAGUAUGCUGGGGUACAUUGGUGAGACGUCAGCAGUGUGUCCCAAGGAGUCUGGGCAAGAAUUUACACUACUGAAGCCUGUGAAAGAUACUGGUGAGAAGUCAGAAGAGUGUCCCAAGUAUGGGGAAGGAUCCACACUACUGAGGAAACGGAGGGCGGUACAUAGUGUUGAGACGUCAGAAGAGAGUCCCAAGUAUGGGGAAGGAUCCACACUACGAAGGGCGGUACGUAGUGGUGUGAAGCCUACGUUAUGUGAUCGGUAUCAUGGUGAGAAGUCAGAAGUAUUUCCCAAGUCUGGCCAAGAAUUUAUACUACUUAAGACUGUGGAACAAGGCAGGCUGGGGCAUACUGGUGAGAAGUUAGAAGCAUGUCCAGAGUCUGGGGAAAGAUCUACACUACUGAAGAAGCAAAUGGUGGUAGAUAGGCCGUCAUGUGACCGGUGUGGAAAAACAUUCAGCGACCGCAGUGGGUUAAACAAGCACAUGCUCGUCCAUAUUGGCGAUAAACUUUAUGUGUGUCCACAGUGUGGGAAAAGGUUCAUUCGAAAUGAUAUUUUGCAGCAGCACCUGAUGGCCCACACUGGUGCUAAAAACUACCUGUGCCAUCACUGUGGGAAAAGAUUCAGCCGACUUGGCAACUUGAAGGAACACAUGAUGGGACAUAAUGGUACGAGACCUUACCCGUGUUCUGUGUGUGGCAAACUAUUCAGCAGACUGGACUAUCUGAAGAACCACAUGGUGGUUCAUGGUGACAAACCUUACAUGUGCCCACACUGUGGGAAUAGAUACACUCAGCUUGGAAAUAUGAACAAACACAUUCAGCUGCAUACAACUGUGCUCGGUGUGUGA
This is a messenger RNA of Procambarus clarkii (red swamp crayfish), 972 nucleotides long. Its product is annotated as zinc finger protein 716-like. Gene Ontology annotation, molecular function: DNA-binding transcription factor activity, RNA polymerase II-specific. The record is from RefSeq and is a predicted model, not a curated record. NCBI's taxonomy places the organism in Eukaryota, Metazoa, Arthropoda, Malacostraca, Decapoda, Cambaridae. Gene Ontology annotation, biological process: regulation of transcription by RNA polymerase II. Gene Ontology annotation, cellular component: nucleus.